ACUGUGCUGUCAGAAUUUAUUAAAAUCCCUAUUGUAAUUUGUAUUCCAGCAAAACAGGCUCCUGUUUUAGCGACACUGACGUGGCAUAUUGUUAUGUUUUGAAUCGUGUAACAAUAGAAAUUACAGAAAAUACGCCACCCGCUACCAGCGUGCAAAGUUCGGGCGGUGACAAAAAUUGCAAUAAAAGCUGGCAACAACCCACCACGCAACACCGCACGCCGUAGUCCAAGAGGCAAGGUAAGGCGACAGGUUCGCUGCUUUCAUCACUUGUACGUGACGCAUCUACUGUCCAAUCUACGACGGCAUACCAUACCGCCAGCCCGCUCGAUUAAAGCUACCGAUACUCGUCCGGUCCGAUCAAAACGCAGCACACUAUCAGCAACACAGGAGGAUUAGUGGCAGCAAAACGUAAACACAAUCCCUAGCUCGACACGAUGGGCCUGACAAUUUCCAGUGUGUUAACCCGGUUGUUUGGCAAAAAGCAGAUGCGCAUAUUGAUGGUCGGACUGGAUGCGGCCGGUAAGACAACGAUCCUGUACAAGCUGAAGCUGGGCGAAAUCGUGACCACCAUACCGACGAUCGGCUUCAACGUGGAAACGGUCGAGUACAAAAACAUCUGCUUCACCGUGUGGGACGUCGGCGGUCAGGACAAGAUUCGUCCGCUCUGGCGCCACUACUUCCAAAACACGCAGGGACUCAUCUUCGUGGUGGAUUCGAACGAUCGCGAGCGUAUCGUGGAAGCGGAAAAGGAGCUGCACAGUAUGCUGCAGGAGGACGAACUGCGUGACGCUGUGCUGCUGGUGUUUGCGAACAAGCAGGAUCUGCCCAACGCGAUGACGGCUGCCGAACUGACCGAUAAACUGCACCUCAACCAGCUACGAAACAGACAUUGGUACAUUCAGGCGACCUGUGCCACCCAGGGCCACGGGCUGUACGAAGGGCUAGAUUGGCUGUCAAACGAGCUGGCUAAAAAGUGAUGAUAAUCUGGUCCGCUGUCGACCGCGCUGUGCCGGAAAGGUUUAUUUUAUAAGACGCUGGUGUAUCGCCCGCCCGCUCCCCCCCCUUAUACAAUUGUCAUUGUUUUCAUAUGAAUAAACAAUAGGAUGAAGAUUCCAACCAUUAACACGAUUAAACGUAAA
Anopheles stephensi (Asian malaria mosquito) is the source of this 1139-nucleotide messenger RNA. RefSeq names its product ADP-ribosylation factor 2 (gene Arf102F). Lineage: Eukaryota; Metazoa; Arthropoda; Insecta; Diptera; Culicidae. Bases 435 to 977 code for a protein of 180 amino acids. The record is from RefSeq and is a predicted model, not a curated record. Gene Ontology annotation, cellular component: cytoplasm; plasma membrane. Gene Ontology annotation, molecular function: GTPase activity; GTP binding. The transcript has 4 exons. Gene Ontology annotation, biological process: intracellular protein transport; vesicle-mediated transport.